GAGCUGUGCCAUGCCAGGGCGUGAUCCCCGGUCUUCCCUCCUCGUGGGCUGUUUGCGAAGAGCCAGGAGAGAGGGCUGGAUUGCCUGCACGCUUCUGGGCAGCGAUGCCAGCGAGAAGAGUGGAGCUACAGAUUUUGCUGUUGAGUGGAGAAUGGGGAAAACUCUUGCCUCAGUGCUAUCCUCUGCUCAGCCUUUACAUGCUCGGCUGAGCUGCUGCAAGGUGCCACUUUCUGCUGCUUUUCUCCCCUUUGUUUUCUUUGGCAGCUCCCUAAGUGCUGUAGCAAAACAGCUUCAGGGGAGCUGGGCUGGCACAGCCAUCUACCUCCAUACUGGUGCUGGUUUAUAGGCGGCGAGAAGAAACCUGGACUGAGGUCGGGUUGAGUUUGUUUAGCCUCCCGCGAAACUGCGGGGAAAGGGGACGGGAACAAUUUCAGAGAGGUCUCUUUGGAACCGACGCCAGUGGCUGGCUCGAGAGAAAAUGAAAAAGGAGUGUGUUUCGAGAUCUUUCAAACUCAAACAAAACCCAGGCUCCCUCUCGCGUGCUGUCAGCUGGAUAAAUUUCUCGUCCUUGUCAAGGCAGACAAAGAGAUUGUUUCGCAGCGAUGGGGAGCUCUCCUCCAUGUGCGUGCAGCAGGUAGACGAGGAUGACGAGAACUGGACCUACCGGAGCCAGCAGAGGAAAGCUGUUUCCAACCUAGAUGAAGAGAGUAGAUGGACUGUGCACUACACUGCUCCAUGGCACCAACAGGAAAAUGUUUUCCUACCCUCCUCAAGACCACCUUGUGUGGAGGACCUGCACAGACAAGCCAAACUGAACCUCAAGUCAGUGCUGAGAGAGUGUGACAAGCUGCGGCGGGAUGGCUACCGGAGCUCGCAGUAUUACUCUCAGGGCCCCACCUUCUCCUCAUCCUCCAGUGCAAUCUGUGGAAGUUACCAGGAUGAUUAUGAAGAAAUUGAGCAAAAGUGUCCUGUCUCUUCCCCUGAAGAAGAAAAGCUUAUUACCAUCAAAAGGCCUAAAAGUCCAGCUACAAAUGACUUAUCAGAUAUCAACACCCAAACCAACUGGACUAAGUCUCUCCCACUGCCAACACCAGAAGAGAAAAUGCGACAACAAGCGCAAGCCGUCCAAACAGAUGUGGUUCCUAUUAAUGUGACUGGGGAGAAUUUCGACCGCCAAGCCAGCAUUCGGCGGUCUCUAAUUUACACAGACACGGUGGUAAGACGGCCGAAGAAAGUCAAAAGGAGAAAGACUAUUACAGGAAUCCCUGACACCAUACAAAAGGAGCUAGCAGUUGGUACUGGCCAGAGUGAUUUCCGAGGGCAUUCGAUGUAUGUCCCAGAUCACUGUUCCACGCUAGGGAGACUAGACAGCUAUCGCUCUGCCAUGCAGCGCUCUGAAACCAAGGAUACCAGCUGCCAGACGGAGGAAGUUAAAGUUGUGCCCCCUUCAAUGAGAAGAAUACGAGCACAGAAAGGACAAGGCAUUGCAGCCCAGAUGUCUCAGUUCUCCAGCUCAUCUGGAAACAUGUCAGUGAUGAGUGAUUCUGCUGCAGUUAUAUUUGCUUCUCGCCAAAAUAACGACAUAGGUUUUCACAGCUUGCCUCGGGUUGGUGCGAGAGUGUCUCUGCAGUCCCUAGAUCAGACACAGAGCAUGAUGUCGAGGCAGACAGAAGACAUUGCUGGCACUUUACCCCACCAGAUAAGCAAAUUGCAAGUGGAUGAUAGUGUUGUGCAUCUGAGAAAUAAUCCCACGAUGGGGACCCUGUCGAGGCCAAAGUCCCAAGAGGUGAGAAGCUGUGAUAGUGAGAAGUCCUCAAGCCCAGCAUGUGUGGUCUCUCCUCAUGCCACUUACUCAACGAGCAUCAUACCCAAUGCAACACUGUCAUCCUCCUCUGAAGUUAUACUCAUCCAUGCUGCCCAGAGUGUUGGAUCAUUGGAUAGUAAAAUUUCCAGCUCCACUGCCUUUCCAAAUCCAAGAGACAAUCCUGCUGCCAGCAGUGCAAUAAGUGGGAAAGAAGAUCACCAUUCUUCAAGUGGUAACUGGAGUGAGAGUAGCUCAACACGUCACUCGCAGACUUCAGAUACCAUCCCAUCUAACUCUGUCAUGAUGCUUUCUCUUGGUGACUCUGCUGUCUCUCUAAGCACUUCUGGGAAUGCAGAGGCUGGGUCUCAGAGCAUGAGCUACAGCUCUAGGAACACUGCGGCUUUACCAAGCCCUUCCCAGGACAGCGAUGGUCGGAGUGAAUCCAGCUAUUCUGGGGAGCGAGCACAGGCAGCAGUGAGCAGCACGGAGCAUUGGUUGUACAGGUCUUCAGAAAACAGCGAGACCCCUUCACGCAAGGUGGUCUGUACCACACCAGGCUGUGCCACGCCUGUUAGCAACCUGAGCAGCAGCAGCCUGGAGAGGACGUCGGUCAGGGACGAUUCUACUUCCCUCUAUUCUGUGGACCAUGAUGGCUUUUAUGGCUCCAUGCAUAUGGACUCUGGACUGAAGUCAGACAUGCCAUGCAACAGUACUAAUGGUUUUGAAAACGCCAGAGAGAGCGUGAUAAAUGUCUUUGAAGGAAAGGAGAAGAAACAUCAGGAUGACCACUCAGGCCAAGGUGACAAAUCCCUUGCAAGAAACAUCUCGCUGAAAAAGGCAAAGAAGCCACCUUUGCCACCAUCCAGAACAGACUCACUCAGAAGGAUGCCUAAGAAAAAAGCCCAAUCCAAUGGACAGGUACUUGAUGAAACCCUCAUAGCCACCCUCCAGCAUUCUCUGCAGCUGAAUCUCAAGUGCAAAAAUGGCAGCUCCCCUUCCCAGAGCCCUUGCAGUGAUUAUGAGGAUCCCUGGGUGCUGCGCUCCCGCAGCCAAAGCUCGGUCAGUGCGAGCAGCAGCAUGAUGUCCACCACUGCUCCAAACCUGUACUCCAUCUGCACAGUCACCCCCUCCCAGAGUGAAACAAGCAGCAUAAAGUCAGAGUAUGCUGACCAGUGGGGUUACUACAGCGACUAUGCCGCAGUGGCAGAUGACCAGGUGAAAUCUCCAGUGACCCAUUCUGCCAGUGCAUCAUCUGCUCUCAGCGAUUAUAGCAUCAGCCACUUCAGUGAUGGCUCAAGGGCUUCUGUGCCACAAGUGCCCAGUGGACUGGCCAAACCAAAGAGCACUUCUCCAGAGAAAUCCCACCGAGUCACAUCACCAUCGAGUGGGUACUCCAGCCAGUCCAAUACACCCACUGCGCUUACUCCAGUGCCUGUACUUGUAAAGUCUGCAUCAUCAGGAAAUGGCAAAUCCAAGCUGAAGCCUAAAGUGCCUGAAAGGAAGUCUUCUCUUCUGUCUUCAGUCUCCAUGUCUUCGUCGUCCACUUCUCUUUCUUCAAAUACAUCUACUGAAGGGAGUGUGAGUGUGAAGAAACUGGACCCUGCCCUGAGCCCUCCUGUGGAUUCUGGUGCACCUCCUCCAGCACAUCCUCUUCCAACACCUCCACAUUGCCCUGACCUUUCUCCUCCUCCUCCUCCUCCUCCAGCAGAAGUCAUGGAUCUGUCACCGUUGUCAACCUCUCCCACGUUCCCCCCUCCUCCGCCAGAAGCCAAUGUAAAUUCUACCUUUGCUCAGACUGUCCCAUGGUUUCCACAAGAAGCCUCCAUCAGUUCAUUCUCUUCCCCUGUUCCUCCUCCUCCUUCUUGCCCUUUAGCUGUCCCACCACCAGCACCACCACUUGAUCCCAAAAUAACAAAAGGUGCAACAAUAUACCCACAGUAUUCCUUUAAGAAACGCAACCAGGAGGAUUCUUGCUACAGUCCAGUGAAACAGCCGCUCAACAAGCAAGAUUCAUCAAGACCUGUGAUGCCAUUAGUAACCACCAAAGCACUGCAAAUGGUGCAGUUGAGGUCUGUGAAAAAAUCAACAGAAGGUGAACCAUCAACUGAAUCAGCUUCUGAAACUAACUCUCAGGAAAAGAGUACUGCAAAUUCAUCGUCACAGUCUCUGCUAAAGCCAUCUCUCUCACUAAAACUCAGUUCCAGCUUAGGCGAUGAGGAAAUGAAAACUCAAGGCACUUCAUUUAAAAAUGCAGUUCAAACACUGUCUCGGGGUUCUCCUCUCAUUCUCUCUGAUAGCACACCUGUACUUGACAGUGAUCAAAAGCCUGUGAGUGCAGUAGGUCUGAAGAAAUCUUCUGAAGCCAGUGCUGUUGGGUUGGCCUCUGAUGACACACCUGAGUCCUCGGUGCAGAGUGAAGACCUCCCUUCUGGCAUGUCGCUUCAGGGGUCACCAGCAUCUCCCGAAAAGACUCAGGUUGUGUUGCCAAGCAAGAAACCACCUCCUAUUUCAAAGAAACCCAAACUGUUCCUUCUGGUACCACCUCCACAGUUAGACCUUACAGUGGAGAAAGCAGCUGAAGGGAAUGAUACUGCCAGAAGCCCAACUAAGAGAGACGCUGUGCUUGCACACUCAGAGGAGACGAGAAAUUGUCUUACAGAUGGACUCGGUUCUAGCGAGAUGGACUCUGGCAGCCUGGUUCCUGAGGGAGGAGCUGCUGGAUUCACCUUCUCUGAGACAGUGGGAGCGAAUGCCUUUGUGGUACAGCCUGCUGCAUCACCAGUUCAAGAAGAACCCAGGCAGGAGGAGCAAUCUGCUUUUGAUGAAGGAAGCAGUUCAGGCAGCAGCCAGGACAGUGGCAGUAACACUGAGGGGCACCUAUCUCAAGAGAACGAAAGUGUGGAGGUGUUUGAAUCAGACACAGCCAAUAGUUCAUUCCUGCCAAGCAGUACUUAUGGGGAAGAGACGGAUGGAGUGGCAACACCAGCAAGACCAAGGACUACUGAGGAUCUUUUUGCAGCCAUUCACAGAUCCAAAAGGAAAGUCCUUGGCCGUAAAGAUUCUGAAGACGACCGUACCCGCAACCAUUCUCCGUCGCCCCCCGUAACUCCCACUGGUGCUUCCCCAAAUUUAGCUACCCUCAAACAAGCCGGAUCUAUUCAGAGAAGUGUUCGCAAGAGCAGCACCAGCAAUGACAACUUCAAAGCCCUGCUGCUGAAGAAAGGGAGUCGCUGUGACACCAGUUCCCGUAUGUCCGCAGCAGAGAUGUUGAAGAACACGGACCCACGGUUCCAUCGGACAAGGACAGACGCCUCCCCUGACCUUUCUGACAGCCCUGCCAGCUGCUCACCCAGCAAGAGCAAACGGGCCCAGGAAGAGUGGGCCAAGAGUGAGGGCCUGAUGCCAAGGAGCAUGUCCUUCUCUGGCACGAGGUACGGCCGGUCACGGACACCCCCAUCUGCUGCCAGCAGCAAGUACAACGUCCGCAACCGCAUCCAGAGCAGCCCCAUGACUGUCAUUAGUGAAGGAGAUGGGGAAGCAGUGGAACAGUCCGAGGGCAGGGUCCGGAGGACUUUGGAAGAGCAGCAAGAGGGGCAGCUUGAUAUGUUUAACAGUGAUGAAAUGGACAUGAAUGACUUCCCGUAUGCUGAGGAGGCAGGCUGCAAGGAGAGCUUGGAUCCGGCCCAUGUAGACUUAAUGACUCAACCAGGUGCUUCAAGGAAGUAUCUCAACUCUUCAGCUGAAGAAAGUUAAAAGGCAGUGUGACAAAAGGCUUUGGAUAUUAGUCUAGAGAAUCACAGGGACUAGAUUCCAGAGGAAAGCCCAGACCAGGACAAGGUUACUUUGCUGAGCAUUUAUUCCAUGAACUGCAUGUGUAUGUUUAAAUGCUAAAGCAACGAUGGUUCUGCGUGGUUGGGUUGGGGUGGGGAGCACUUGCUUUGAAUGAGUGGUCUGUGGCUUGAAGAAGGUUAACAGUUGAAUUUUUUGUGUAAAGCCUUAGAAGUCCUCUUGUGGGUUGGGGUGGGGAAGUUUUCUCAGACUCUGUAGGGGUGUGAAGUUUUUCUUUUUCUUGAGACUGCAAUUGUGCAAGCAAAAUUUAGGAGUAAGCCUGAAAUGAGAAGGCUCCUGUGGUACAAGCUGGACAUUUGGUUCAAAAGCAUUGUAGUGAUGCAGCGCAGUGCAUUUGUUAAGCAGAGGGAGGCACAAUGAGGCACAUUCACCUCUGAGAGAAGGUGGUGCUGGGGUUACAUGGCUCCUUAGUGGGGUAUGGCCCAGCGUUCAAUGAAGUGUGUCCUGCUCAAGCAUGAGCUCACCAGGUUAUGGAUUGGUCCAGGGUACUGUAAUUUUAAUUCUUUUUCCUGAGGGAAAAUGAACUGUGUAGUUAAUGUGGAAAAGGGAGCUGAUUUUAUAACACACUACUAGCUGCUAUGCAGCCACACACGUUCACUUGGUGAAACACACAUUUCCAGGUGAAUUGCUUCCUUGACUGGAGUAUUCCCUUAGAGAGCUAGAACAGCUGGAUGUGUGGAGAGGGUGCAAGCAGACACCAGGAAAGUGGGAGAUGAAUGAAGCAGUGUACUGCCAGAAUUUGGAAGGGUUACUGUCAUAGUUUAGGAACAGUAUUCCCCAAUUUAUUGUUCCCACCAAACCAUGUACCACUCACUCACUCCCCUCCCCUCUUCUGCGGGUGGUUGGAGAGGAGAAUUGGAAGCACAAAAGGUGAAAGUUGGGAGCUGAUGAAAGAAAAAUCUACUGGGAACAACAAUGAAGUAAGAAAAUGGACAGUGACAGCAACAAUGCUUAGAGUGCGCACAGAAGAAGUGAAUAGCUCACAGGUGACUGCUCACCAUGCACAGUCUGGUAAUGUGUGAGCUGCUGCCCCACUUCCUUGUCCCCAGCAGUGUGUUGAGGUAGUGUAGAACAACCUCUGUGUCCUGGCCACAGCCCCUCCUGGCUACUGCAAAAAAAUAAACCCUGUCCUGGCCGGAACCAGGAGAGCUGUGUUUCUGAAUUAGAAAGAGAAAUUGACUUGCACUACAAAGCUGUAGGUGGAGCCCGUCUUUCAAAACUGAACUUGGGAGUUGUGUUUUGCCAGAAAUCUGUUUUCAUUUGUCAAAAUGGGGAGACUUACUUUUCAUCACUUGAAAUACAGAUACUUGCUAACUUUUGGUUACCAAAGAAUAAGUUACAGUUACUUUCCUUUUUGAUUUGCCUGCAGUAUUGCUCUUCUUCUUUAACCUUAAUAAUUUAGUCAGGUUCAUUUUUAUUGUAUAUUUUACAGAUAAGAACAUUUAACGGUUUUCCAAUUGUAAAGAAGACCAUUAAUUAAAACUGAAAUAUUGGCUGGAGUUUUUGGUUCUUGGUAGGAAUGAAGCUUUUAAUUUUUAAUAAGAAUUUUGCAUCAUUUGAUGGCAUGCGCAGUUUUUGUAUUGUUUGUAAAUAUUGAAAGUUGUUAAAAUAUCUUUUGAUCUCCUUACCAUAGAAUUUUUACAUUUUUAGAUUGCUUUUAAGACAAAAAAGCACUCUUUGUAGAUUAUUUAUUUUAGAGAAAUAUGCUUGUAAUCUCUUUCUUCAAUUCUUUACUUGUUAGUUAUGUAAAUUUCAGGGGCCUUCAUUUAACUCUUCCCUUCACUAGAGGGGAAUAGUGCUGAAAAUGCUGUGACUUUGCUUCAAUAAAGAAAAAGCCUGCCAGUUGCCAUAUUGUCUUUUGAGUCAAUUAAAAUCUCCUUCAAAAGAUGUGUCCCACAACGUAUGGCAACCCACUGAAUGCCAUAAUCCAUGCAUCCAGCUACUAAUCUCCAGUUUUCAUUGCAAAAUUUACUAAUUCACUUUAGAGACGACUAAAGUAUACUCACACAUCCAUCCCAUUUUGGUAUCUCAAUUCUGAGACUAAAAAAAUUUAAAUAAUCCUAAGUUUUUUCCAGUGUCAUGUGAGUGUUUCUACUGCUUCUCUCCUACUUGCAACCUGUCCCAGAAAACUAAAUUAUUGGAGAACCAGAUUAUAAGCAGAGUGAGUGAGAAGUGAAGUUGACAAGUUGAAUCCAGCUGCAGCCAGUGGAACAACGGUGAUAUCCACUGGUGUGCAGCAAACUUUCUACCAUUUUUAUAUGCUGACAAUAUUGAAAAAAACAUUGGAUUUUUGAAAUUAAAACCUAAUUGGAUAAAGUAGAUUAUUUCAGAUAUUAUUAAUACUGAUCUGAAUUACAUUCUGUUACAAAGAGGUAGCAGUGGCAGAAUGUUUUGCUCUAAACAUUUUGUGAUUGUUGCUUUGGUCUGUCUCCCACAGCUGAUCACAUGGAAUAUGAAAGGACCAAGUCCUUUUUACAGCAGGUACUGUCCCUUUAAAUGCUAGCCGGUCCUCGUGCCACCAUCCUGACAGGAUAACGUGUAAUAAAUAAUACACAGGUUUUGUUUUAUUGUUUACAGAUGGAAAAAUCAUCUAAGUGAAAAAUGGAGGCACUGGGCAGAAUUGUAGCUCUGGAGCCUGCAGCUUUUGCAGCCAUUUGCAGCCUUUUGCAUCAAGUGCCUGUAGGAGGGAACAUAGCCAGCUUGUUCCUUGGUGAUGAUGGCCAGCUGAUGCUGCCAGUUGUUUAUAUGGGCUAUGUGGGGAACUCUCUGGAAAAGCCUGGCUUAAAUGCACACCAUCUUGUCAGUGCAGGUAGAUGAAAUUAAACUUGAAUGUAGCACAGGCUGAAUUUCCACUCAGGCUUUGGCUAACAUGCAGAAGGCAGUGUUGGUGCAGCCCUACUGAUGUUGCUGCAUGACUACAUUUUACACAGUACAAGGUAUAGUGAAAUACCUUAAGUGUGCUGAAAUGUGUUUAAUGGUGCUUAUACCAUUUACUUAGGUAGCUGAUGUAACUUUCUUACAGAGGUGUCACCAUGUCAUCUCCCUGCAGCAGAACUGGUUAAUUAUUUUGCCAUGCUUACCGCUUCAUAGUUACUUUGUUAGAGGAUAAGCUUCCUCCAUAGGCAGGUUUUGCAGUUGAGGUUUUAUUGAUCUACAAUGUAGAUUAAGUUUAGCAAACCUCUGCAAAGGACAUCCAGAGGAGAAGGAGAGGAGGGCACAAAUGCAAACUUGCCUGUGCUGAAGAAAAAAAGCAGACUUGUCAUCAUGAUGCUUAAUGCAUCAUACUGUCACAGGGCUUGUUUAGAGUUUACAGGUAACAGUCCAUAGUUUGCCUCUAAACCAAGAAUCUUUACUGAAGCUAGAUGUGAGAUUAAUUACUGGUUUCUGUUUUACUGGAAAUGGUGUUCAGCUUCAGUCUUUUUCUAAAUUCUGCCCUAUAUUAACUCAUUUCAUGUUUUGUUCCUUUGUUUUCAAAGUUCUGCUGUCACAUGUAGGCAACCCCAAUAACCCUGUGAAUCAGAGCCCUCCAGUUACUCUGUUAAUACAUUCACAAGACUCAAAGGGACAUUUACGAGCCUUCACUACUAUUUGUAUACUAGAAAGGAUAACUCCUUAAUUGAAAUGAUGGAGGUUAUGCAAGGAGCAAUAGUUUGGUGAGAGGAGGUUUGGAAGGCUACUGGUUAUCAGUUACAAGAAUUGGGAAAGACAGGAUUUUGAGAAACCAAGAUUGGGAUGCUGGUUCUUGCAUAAGGCUCAGCCUGAAAGAAGGCACUGGCAGAAAAGGUGAAGCAAGGAGAUUACUGAGAAGUACAGUGAAUGCACAGAUUAAGGUAUGGGAUGGGCAGGCUAGUGCGGAUUCUAGAUGCUAAAGAAGUUUCAGCAAGUACAGAAGAGAGAAAAAGGUGAAGGAACAAUGGAAUAGCCACAGCAAGGAGGAAGAAAAAUUUUAGCCCAUGUGUUGUAUCCUAAUUCAAAGUGUGUAGAAGGCCAAAGUAAGUCAAACAUGGGGGAAUAAAAAAACAACAAAACCCCUAACAAUUUAGAAGAGGAAAAUGAGCAAAACUGGGUGAACUUAGAGAAGCAGUAAUAGGCUGAAGUGAGGACUGCUCUAGGAGACCUCAGGCAACGCAGUGUAGGUGGCUUGGGCACAACUCUUGGGAGGGUUCUAUAGAACCACCAUGCCUGAAGUCUGGAAGGAAUAAAGGGGAUUGGGAAGAUGAAAGCUCAGAUUGAUUUUGUCUAAUUUCUACCACCAACUGUACAUCCAGUGGUUCCAGUGGACUGGGUACAGGUCUCGAGACACUUGCACUGGGAUUUCCUGAAGCAAAGAGAGGCCACUCGUGCAUGCAGCACAGGGAUGAAUGUGUUAAUACUACUGCAAGCAAAUAGAUCUGAUUUGCUAUUCUUUGGAUACCACAAAGUUCUGGAAAAGUCAUUUAUAGCAGCAAUCACUGUUCAAACAAAGCCACUGCCACAGAACAUUUGAGUGAUUCAUUGUUGCAUUGUUUGCUUUUAUGGGAGAGAAUUAAAAGGAUGGACUUCAGUGGUAAAACAAAGUGUUACAUAACUUACAGUGGCAAUGAGGAAUCAUUUUAUCUGUUUUAUUUAAAGUAACUUCAGUACUCACAGAAGGG
Molecule: messenger RNA, 10287 nt
Organism: Catharus ustulatus (Swainson's thrush)
Lineage: Eukaryota; Metazoa; Chordata; Aves; Passeriformes; Turdidae
Gene: NHSL1
Product: NHS like 1
Exons: 8
Coding region: 479-5557 (1692 amino acids)
Biological process (GO): cell differentiation
Source: RefSeq, a predicted model, not a curated record